CUGCCUCUAGCAGAGAGUGGUAGUAGGAUGUACUUUGUCACCAGUGACUUGGCUAAAAUCAACAACAUGUACAGAUUCAGUCUGGCUGCCUUCCUGAGAAUCUUCCAGAAAGCUCUUAAGACCAAACAAGACGGCAGUGAGACUGACCACAGAAUCCGAGCCCUGACUCAGAGACUACAGAAUCUGGUGUAUAAAUACGUCUGCCGCUCUCUGUUCAAAGCAGAUCGACUCAUGUUUACCCUUCACAUGGUGCAUGGAAUGAAACCAGAGAAGUUUGAAUAAAACCUUUGUACAUUAGCUUUAAGCAAUGUUCAAAAUAAGAGGAAACUCUCUAUUUGUUGCAAAAAUAUUUGUU
This is a messenger RNA of Saccostrea cuccullata (small rock oyster), 355 nucleotides long. Its product is annotated as cytoplasmic dynein 2 heavy chain 1-like. Gene Ontology annotation, molecular function: dynein light intermediate chain binding; dynein intermediate chain binding; minus-end-directed microtubule motor activity. The coding region runs from base 28 to 282 and encodes 84 amino acids. The transcript is spliced from 2 exons. Lineage: Eukaryota; Metazoa; Mollusca; Bivalvia; Ostreida; Ostreidae. The record is from RefSeq and is a predicted model, not a curated record. Gene Ontology annotation, biological process: microtubule-based movement. Gene Ontology annotation, cellular component: dynein complex.